CGAAAUCUCCAAAGAAAAAAAAGAAGCAGAACAAGAAUUGGAAACGAAGAAAGCGUGGUUUUCUCUCUUUCUUCAUCUCUUUCUCGAUUCGAUUCGUCUUGGUUGAUUCGAUGGAGACGAUGGAGGGUGGUGGGAACGGCGUGGGAGUGGCGGAGGGCGGCGCUGGUGGUGGGGUUGCGAUGGAGUUCCCUGCCGGAGAGUCGUCCGGGAGGGUGCCGAGGAGGAUACGGAGACGGUUGAUGGAAAGUAAGGGUAGUGGACCAUCCAGUGUUGAGGAGAUCGAGGCUAAGCUCCGGGAGGCUGAUCUCCGGCGUCAGCAAUUUCAUGAGUGGCUAUCAAGCAAAGCGAGGCAGAAGCCAAGGAGCCCAUCAUGGUCUUCGCAAGAGGAAGAGCUUGGACAACGUUUGGAGGCAAAGCUUUAUGCAGCUGAGCAGAAAAGGUUGAGUCUUUUGGGAAAAGCGCAAAUGCGUUUGGCACGGUUGGAUAAACUUCGUCAAGCUGCUAAAACUGGUGUGGAGAAGCGUUUUGAGACGGAGCGGGAAAAGCUGGGCACAAAAGUUGAAUCUCGUGUUCAGCAGGCAGAGGAAAACCGCAUGCGUCUUCUUAAGGCUCAUAUGCAAAGACAGGCAGCUGCUCAGGAGAGAAAAGCCAGGUCUGUCUUGCAAAGAAUAACUAGAGAAAACAAGUAUAAAGAGUGUGUCCGUUCUGCAAUUCUCCAGAAACGUGCAGCUGCUGAGAAGAAGCGCUUGGGAUUUUUGGAAGCAGAAAAAAGUAGGGUGCAUGCUAGAGUAAUGCAAGUACACACAGUAGCAAAAUCUGUUUGCCAUCAAAGGGAAAGUGAGAGAAGAAGAUUAAAAGAGCAACUUGAAAAUCGUCUUCAGAGGGCAAGGCGACAGAGAGCUGAGUAUCUGAGACAGAGAGGAAGUUCUCAGAGUUCGCUUUGUAUUAAUGUGAGCAAACAUGGGGAAUUUCUUUCACAGAAACUAGCAAGGUGUUGGAGAUGCUUUGUCAGAUCAAGAAAGACCACCUUUACGUUGGCUAAAGCAUAUGAUGCCCUUGAACUUAAUGAGAGUACUUUGAAGGCUAUGCCAUUUGAACAGCUUGCAUUACGAAUUGAAUCAGCUUCAGCUCUUCAGACAGUUAAAUUGUUACUUGAGCGUCUGGAGUGUCGUUUUCUACUGUCUCAAACAUCUUCAUCUGGUCCAGAAAACAUAGAUCAUCUGCUUAAACGCCUAGCUUCUCCAAACAGAAAGGGGGCUUCUGGUAAAGCCACAAGGACCAGAGUGCCAGCAAAGCAAGUUGGGUCUCGAGAAUCUAGAAGUACUCUGGCAUCUAGCUUGCCAAGGUAUUCUGUGAGGGUAGUAUUAUGUGCUUACAUGAUCCUAGGUCAUCCAAGUGCUGUUUUUAGUGAACAAGGGGAUCGCGAGCAUGCACUAAUGGAGUCAGCGGCAAAGUUUGUUCGGGAAUUUGAAUUGCUUAUCAAAAUCAUAUUGGAUGGCCCUAACAAAUCUCUCUCAUCAAGGAAAUCAUCACUAGAAAUCAUGUCCGAUGACGCUGAUAACCCUCCAGAUACUUCCUCCCGUUUGGCUAGCCAACUGAACUUUAGAAACCAGCUAGUGGCAUUCGAUGCAGCAUGGCGUUCUUAUUUGUAUUGCUUUGUGGUAUGGAAGGUUAAGGAUGCAAGGUCACUAGAGGAUGAUCUCGUCAGAGCAGCUUGCCAACUUGAGCUCUCAAUGAUUCAAACAUGCAAGCUUACUUCAGAGGGCCAGACAUGUGAACUUAGUCAUGAUAUGAGGGCUAUUCAGAUGCAGGUUGCUAAGGAUCAGCAACUGCUGAGGGAGAAAGUACGACACCUGAGUGGUAAUGCAGGCAUUGAACGAAUGGAAUAUGCUCUAAAAGAUACAAGGUCAAAAUAUUUUGAAGCAAAGGAGAAUGGCAGUCCUCCAGCUGCACACAUUCCUCAUAUUUCAUCUCCUGUUUCCUCGACAACAACUUCGGAGUCUGCUCCAGGGCAGGGUUCUUUAAAGUCGAGACCAGUGGCUCGUUCCUUGUUCAACGGUAACUCUGUCACCCCUAAAGCUGCUGCAGACACGCCCAGUUUAGAUGCAGAAUUGAGCUUACCACUGAAGAAACAAACACCCACAGAUAAUGAAGUUCUUGUGAAUGAGAUCAUUCAUGCAUCACGUGGAGGUAUUGAGGGUUACUCUUAUGUGAGUGACAGGGAUGAAUUGAGCAUCAGGGCAAAAGUUAAAGAGACAAUGGAGAAGGCAUUUUGGGAUGGAAUUAUGGAGGCACUGAAUAAAGAAGAACCUGAUUAUGGUCGGAUUGUAUCCCUUGUGAAGGAAGUAAGAGAUGAGCUAUGUGAGAUGUCUCCACAGAGUUGGAAGCAAGAGAUUUUAGAAAGUAUUGAUCUUGAAAUCCUCUCUCAGGUUCUUGAGUCAGGUGUUCAAGACACAGAUUAUCUAGGAAGGAUUCUGGAGUAUGCGCUUCGUAUGCUGCAGAAGUUGUCUGCUCCAGCGGCUGAAGAGGAGAUGAAGAAGACCCAUGAGGAAUUAUUAAGUGAACUAGCAGCUAUUCCUCAUUCUGGUGGCAAAUCAAACAGUUCUUCUAUUAUUGCCACAGUCAAGGGCCUACGUUUUGUUCUAGAUGAGAUACAGGUGUUGAAGAAAGAAAUUAGCAAAGCACGUAUACUCAUGAUGGAACCAAUCAUAAAGGGCUCUGCAGGAUUGGAGUACUUGCACAAGGCAUUUGCAGACCGCUAUGGACCACCUGAUACUGCAAAUGCUCUCCCAUUGACAGUUCAGUGGAUCACAUCAGUAAAGAGCAAUCUGGAAGAAUGGGAGGAACAUAGCAAUUCUAUUUCUACCCUGUCAACAACCAAUGGUGCUGCCUUCGUUACUACCCUUCGAACAGGUGGCAGCAUUCCACUGGUCUCAAAAGAAGGCAUGUCCAAGUCUCAACCUUCUGUUGCUGAUGCACCUGGUGCUGCUGGUGAACACCCUGGUUGCAGUGGAGAUAGGAUUGAUAUUUUGUUGAGGCUUGGCUUGCUAAAGCUUGUAAGCAGAAUUCAAGGAUUGGACCUAGAUACAUUGCCUGAGACUCUUGAGUUAAACUUAAAGAGACUGAGAUCUGUUCAGAGCCAACUUCAAAAGAUUAUUGUCAUUGCGACAAGCAUGUUGGUUCUGAGGCAAGUUCUUGUUAGUGAGAAGGCAUCUUCAGACCUCGAAAACAUGAUCUCCAAUUCAGUCAAAAGGCUCUCUGAGCUUCUGGACAAUGCCACAGACGCCGGCAUUGAGGAGAUAAUUGAUUCAAUAGUGGGCUCAUCCACAGAAGACCCGAAAAUGCAAGGGAGAAGAGAGAUGAUGGCUAGAAUGUUGACGAAGAGUUUGCAGAACAAUGACCCUGUCUUCACUAAGGUCUCCAAAUCAAUCUACCUGGCUGCACGAGGGCUGGUGUUCGGCGGGACUGGAAUGCAAGGGCGUCGACUCGCAGAUGCUGUGCUUCGCCGUGUUGGGGCUGCCGGCCUCCUUGAUAGAUUGUUGGAAGCGGCGGAGGUGUUGGUUGUGGUGGCGUCGGUAUCUUCCCGUGUUCAUGGACCAUGGUACAGAAGCAUGGUGUGAAAUGUUAGUAAUGAUAGAAGCAGCUCAUUGUAUUCAUGUGGUAGCUUGUAUUUAGUUUGUAUAUAUACUGCUACGUGUGUGCCAUUGAAACCUGUCCAUAAAUUUGGCAGCUUGUAUAUUCUAAAUAAUAUGCAGUGAUUGGGAUAAAAAAAAACAAUGACCCUAGAUAAUAUAUAAAUUACCCUUUGAUGAA
Dioscorea cayenensis subsp. rotundata (Guinea yam) is the source of this 3813-nucleotide messenger RNA. RefSeq lists its product as uncharacterized. The record is from RefSeq and is a predicted model, not a curated record. Gene Ontology annotation, biological process: signal transduction. NCBI's taxonomy places the organism in Eukaryota, Viridiplantae, Streptophyta, Magnoliopsida, Dioscoreales, Dioscoreaceae.